GUAUUAAUAAUGAUUUUUUAUGCUUCACAUAGCUUUCGAAUAUAAUUUUGUUUAUGCUAUUAUAGUUUGUGUAAAUUAUAUAUUUUCACUCUCCUAAGCACAUUAACCCAUAUUUAACCCCCACACCUCGUGUCUCUCUCCGCUGAUAUCUGCAAAAUAAUAAUCAAAAGAGACAAUGGGGAAUCUGUUCUGCUGUGUACAAGUUGACCAAUCCACAGUAGCUAUUAAGGAGAGAUUUGGCAAGUUUGAUGAUGUGCUUGAGCCUGGAUGUCAUUUCUUGCCAUGGUGUAUUGGGAGCCAGGUAGCUGGUUACCUAACUUUAAGGCUGCAGCAGCUUGAUGUACGCUGUGAAACCAAGUCAAAGGACAAUGUAUUUUUAACUGUUGUUGCUUCUAUACAAUACCGUGCUCUGGCUGAUAAAGCUACUGAUGCUUUUUACAAGCUUAGUAAUACUCGAUCCCAGAUCCAAGCCUAUGUGUUCGAUGUAAUCAGGGCGAGUGUUCCAAAGCUAAAUCUGGAUGAUGUGUUUGAGCAGAAGAAUCAAAUUGCUAAAGCAGUGGAGGAUGAACUUGAAAAGGCAAUGUCUGCUUACGGGUAUGAGAUUGUUCAGACACUUAUAGUUGAUAUAGAGCCAGAUGAACAUGUUAAGCGAGCUAUGAAUGAAAUCAAUGCAGCUGCAAGGUUGAGAGUAGCCGCCAAUGAGAAAGCAGAAGCUGACAAAAUUGUCCAGAUAAAACGAGCUGAAGGUGAUGCUGAGGCAAAGUACCUGGCAGGACUAGGGGUUGCUAGACAACGCCAGGCCAUUGUUGAUGGUUUAAGGGACAGUGUUCUUGGAUUUUCGGUAAAUGUACCUGGAACUACUGCCAAGGACGUCGUGGACAUGGUCCUCAUUACUCAGUAUUUUGACACCAUGAAGGAAAUUGGUGCCAGCUCCAAAUCCUCAGCAGUCUUUAUCCCACAUGGACCUGGUGCUGUGAGUGACAUUGCAGGGCAGAUUCGACAAGGAUUACUCCAGGGUUCAGCUGUCGAGCAACAAAAUCUUUUAUAAAUUUGUUUCACAGUCUGUCGUGUGAUUCUGUUUUGUAAGUAAUAUUUCUUGAUUUGAUUAUGAUGGCCACUAUUGUUCUCUACAUAUAUGUUAGUUGCUAAUGUGAUCACAUGCAACUAUAUAAGUCGAAGGUUUGUCGUCUUAUAGUCGGUUCUAUGUAUUGUUUCAUUGACAUAUUACUACAUGCCAUAAAAAGUGAUUUUUCACUCUAGUGAGCAUCUUGUGUAAGCUACAAACUUGCGCCUCCUUUGGCUAUAAUACAUAUGCAAGCUCCUAAUACCACUCA
Molecule: messenger RNA, 1334 nt
Organism: Solanum lycopersicum (tomato)
Lineage: Eukaryota; Viridiplantae; Streptophyta; Magnoliopsida; Solanales; Solanaceae
Product: hypersensitive-induced response protein 1
Source: RefSeq, a predicted model, not a curated record